AUGGCGAUGUAUGAUGAUUUUCUUGUUUCACAUGGUUACGAAAUUUUUGAACAAGCAAGAAAAUUAAGUGAUGAAGAGUCUGAACAUGAUCCAGAAACUGAGCCGUUUAAGUCUAAAUACAAAGCUAGAGAACUGUUGCAAGGACUAAAAGAGCGUGUCGAUAGUUUUCGAAAUGAAGAGCCAGAUGACUCGAAAUUUGUAUGUGCUGAAGCGGUUAUUGAACUGACACUUGGCAUUAACUUCGGUGAUACUGAAGAAUUCGCAGAAGGGGAAAACCACCUAAAGAAAUGCCUGCAGGUGAUUGAAAAAAUUAAGUACACAGAACAAGCAGCAGGCAUUUAUCAAAUGGCACUAAAUCAAAUUGGAAUUAUUACAACAGGUCGUUUCAAAUAUGAAGAUGCCCUAGAAUAUUUAAAACGGGCUGAAAGUUGCUAUAAAUCCUUCAUAGAUAAUGCUGGGAAUGCACCUCAUUCAGUCACAGAAUUCUUUCAAAAACCAAAUGAAGAUGAGAAUGAUUGUGCUCACAAACGGUCACAAUCAUUUGAACGGGAAUACACACACACACUCUACUACAUUGCACAGGUUUUUGCAAAAAUGGGUGAGAAAAAGGAAUCAGCAAAAUACUGUCAUGUCACACUGAAACGGCAAUUAAAUGCCAAGGACUAUAAACCUCUAGAUUGGUCACUAAAUGCAGCAACCCUGUCUCAGUAUUAUAUAAAUGUUGAUGACUUCACAAGCUCGCGUCAUUGCCUUGCAAGUGCAAGUGUCAUAUUUGAUGAGGCACUGUCAACAAUGCAUGAUAUUCCAGAAGAUGACAAGGAAAAACUGAUUCAACAGAAGGCAGAUAUUGACAGAUGCUGGGCUAAGUAUGGCCUAGCAUUACUUGAAGUUUCAAAAGACCACUGGCUAAAAGAAGUAGAUUCACUCCCUGCCAAUUUAAAUGAUUUAUCUCUCGAUCAAAAAGAGGAUCACAAUGCAGAUUUGAAACAAUCAUCCACCGAGGUUGAAGGUGCUUCAGGGGAAGAAGCCCAAGGUGCAGAAGCUGAAGAUAAUUGUAACAUGUUGGAUGUUGAAAAAACAGAAGCCUCAUCGAGAUUUGACCUAGAAUUAACUUACCACGAAGAACAGAUUACUGACAAGUAUGCCCAUGACUUUACUGAAGCUCGUGAAGUUUUCCUGUGCAUACAGAAGUGGUUGAAUUCUGCAAAAGAGUUUUAUGUAUGUGAUGGUUAUUGUACAGACUACAUUGAAAUAAUGCGAGAUUACAGUUUAGCCUUCAAGCUCCUUUCUUUUUUUGAACCUGAUAUGGAAAGGCAAUGCAAGAUGCAUAAGCGCAGAAUAGAUAUUUUGUCUGACACACUUGAUGGCCUGAAUCCUCAGCACUACCUGCUUGUCUGUCGCCAACUGAUGUUCGAGUUGGGCGAGACUUACAGCGCCAUGAUGGAUCUCAAACUUGCUCUCUUGGAAACCCAAGGCAAUUCACCUUCAGCCCAUGCCGUGAAGAAGAUAAACAGCUUGAUUGAAAAUAGCAUAAAGCAGUACAGAGCAUACACAGAUUCUCUUAAAGGUGGCAAAACAGAGUUACCUGAAGAGUUUUCUGAAAUGGACGUCCGACCAGCUCUGGUAGCAUUUUUCUGUAUGGGGCGUUUAUAUUCUAAAUUUAUUACUAGCAAUUCAGAGCACAAACUGGCCUUCUUGAAAAACAGUUUUGACUGCUACAAGACUGUUGCUGAUUAUGUGGAGAAAAAUCCCUCUGCAAAGGAAAUAGUAUCCAGUGAACUUCCUAUCUGUCAAGAAAUGGUUAUAUUGCUGCCAGCAAAAAUGGAUAAAAUUAGAGAUGGGCUUUUAUAACUUGUUUGGCAAAAGUCCCAGACUGCAAUUUGUAUGACAUUUCAUAUUAUGCUUUCACUGUUGCUACAUGUGAUAAAGAAGCAUGCAUACACACAUGUACAGCUGUAGAAGUAUGUGUGUAUCAGAUAUCUGUAUUUCAAAAGAACUGCUUAACUAACAGUCACUUUAAAAUUUAUAUAAACUUUUCUGUGUCGGAAUGAGGGAAAGUGCAAAUAAGCCAUUGCUGUUAAUGAAAAAAUGUAGCAGAUUGACAUUUCCACUAAAGACUGGUUCAGAAUUAUCAACACUGAAAUUCAGUGGCAAAGUUUAUUAGUUUAUUAAUACAAGUCAGAAUGACGUUUUACUUUUAUUGUUAAACUGAUGCAAAAAUACAUGUUUUGCUAGGUUUUGAAAUCAAGAUGAUGUGCACAAAUGUAUACUGGUACAUUUAUCUACAUUCGUGUAAUUUCAUUCUAGACCUCUGAAAAUUGUGAGAGUGAGUUUCGUUCUUGCGUUAAUCGCAUAAGUAUAGUUUGCCUAACCCAUUUUUCGUUUGCACAUUGAAUUUAUUACAGCAUUUACAUGAUCAUGACGCAUUACGUAAAAACAAAAUGGGUUACCUGAAUUUGUUUUUGCGUAACCCAUAAAUGGUUUACGCCAAUUUUCAAUUCUCAGGUACCUGUAUUGGCACCAACAGUUUCAUUUAAUUUUUCAAGUUGGCUGUCAAUAUGUUAUUUAUUUUGAUAGCAAUCUCUUUUAGAAACAGAAAAGUAUAAUUAUGUUACAUUGUCUCAACAUGAAGAUCUUGAGAAUGUUUUCUGAAUUUAGGUGUUUAUCAUUUGUAACAGAGUUAUGGUGAUAUAACUUAGGAGAUAACUUGAGAGAUAAGAGAAAAAAAAAAAAUGUCCAGCCUUUUUUUUUUUGGCAAUGCCUUUUUUUGUAUAAAAUUUUGUACAUUUAGUAUAAACUUACAGAUCAAGUUUAACUUUAAUGGUGAUUUUUUCGCAGAUUUAUGGCCCUUGAACUUAGGAGAUAUGAAAAUUUGUUGGGCCCGGUAGGGGACAUGUAUUGCCUCAGCAGUACUCUGAAUGCUUGUUACAAUGGGUAAAGUACAUAUAUGUAUAAGUACAUCAAUACAAGGCCAUAGGAAGCAGUAAUUUAAUUUUAAUUAAAAAAAGAGAAGAAAACAUGGUGUUAAUCCUGUUCAAAAUAUGUUGUUAAAGAAAACAAAACUUCUGCUUCAAAAUGCCUCAGAAUGCAGCAAAAAGCAACAAAGGAAAAUGAAGCAGGUCUUGUGGGUAUUGCAUCCUUCAUGCAUGGUGGUGUCUAACUGGGCCUUGCCAGUCUUUUUGGCGUAUUCUAGUGUACACUGCUGGAGCAGGAUGUAUCUCAGUGGUUGAGUGCUCGCCUGUGGUGCGGUGAAUCAUAGCACUGAUUGCCUUCUGUGGACUGUUUUCCUCGUCUUUCCCAGUGACUAGUAUAUCCAAGGUUGUAGUAUUUUGUACUGUCCUGUCCAUGAGAAAGUGCAUAUAAAAUAUUCCAUGCUGCUUUAUUGGUAAAAAUAGCCUAUCAUGUAUGGGUCAGCAGUGGGUUUUCUCUCUUUGCAACCAAGUGUUGAAAAUGUGUUGAGAUGAUGUUGAACAAAGAUAUGUUUCUUAUGUGUUGCUUUCCCCAUGCAAAUGUAGGCAAUCCACGGCUAGCUCUGGCAAUCGCCAAUUGCAAAUUUUGAAAGCAUUUGGCGAAUUUUAUUUUAAUUGGGUGAAAUAAUUUAACUGACAUUUUUAAGACAAUAACUGUUGAUUUCUGCAAUUUUUGAAGUUUAAUAGACAAUUUAGCCAAAUCUUUUGCUCGCUCAGAGCUAGCCCUACAAUCGAUAUGUACUGGGUGGAUAUUCUCUGUGUGUCUAAAUCCAUGACAUGGUGAUUGGGGAAAGGAAAAUAUAACUGAUAAUCUAAGAAAAUAGUUGUAUUUAAAAAUUCACAUGUACAAACGCUUCAUGAUGAAGCUAGUAUUGGUGAUAGCGACAUUGUGACUGUUCUACUGAUUUGGUUUGAACCUAUUUUUUGCACUUGUAAACAUCCAAGUUUUAGUUGAUACGGAAACUGAAUAACUGAAAUGCAUUCAUUAGUAUUUUGUUGAAAUGCAUGUACAUAUUACACAUAUAGAUACAUGUAUUAAAAUGCAAUGAUAA
This is a messenger RNA of Gigantopelta aegis, 4021 nucleotides long. Its product is annotated as KIF-binding protein-like. NCBI's taxonomy places the organism in Eukaryota, Metazoa, Mollusca, Gastropoda, Neomphalida, Peltospiridae. Bases 1 to 1851 code for a protein of 616 amino acids. Gene Ontology annotation, molecular function: protein binding. The transcript has a single exon. The record is from RefSeq and is a predicted model, not a curated record.